Molecule: messenger RNA, 2741 nt
Organism: Mycena citricolor
Lineage: Eukaryota; Fungi; Basidiomycota; Agaricomycetes; Agaricales; Mycenaceae
Source: the annotation of a GenBank genome assembly
AGAACUCAUUCGCGCUCGAUCCUACCGCGCACCCCGUUGAGGCCAAGAGACGGGAGAAACAUCUCCUAGGUUUAGCUCUGCAACAGGGGCCUUGAACCGCAGUGUGCCAUGGCCAGCAGGCAGUCGCGCAUAUCUGAUGCCGAGCCACUUCUCGGUGCCAUUCGGGGCGGAGAACCACUAACAGUGCCCAUUGGGAGCUUCAAAACCAUUAGAUCGGACGCGAGAGGGGAUGCAUCGACGAAGAGGGUGUGCAGCGUUGCAGCCAGGAGCGCGAGUAGCAUGAGGUCGACUCGGAUGUGGGUCUAGAUCGAGGGACAAGUCACGAGGGAAACACUACAUAUCGGUCUUGAAGAUCUGCUUGGAGUGCUCAAUGCGGCCAUACCAUUGCCUGAAGGAGGGUUUCAUUUCAUAGCUGCCCAUUGGGCUACCAGCCCGAGCCCUUGAUCGAAGAUAGUGCGAUUUGCGAAUGAGUCUCGACUCGCUCGAGGCAUCUUUAUCACCCCAAAGCACCGGCAAAUGGGGUCGUCUCUGCGUUUCACAAUCAGAAUCAAGCUCUGUCGCUGCGAAGUUGAAGUUGAGUUGUGAGUGAAGCCGGUCACAUGACUUUGAUGCGCGUGAUGCGCGCUUGGAAUUCUUGGUUCUGCUCACUCGGGGUUGUCGUCAAGUGCCGGGUCACAAACCGACUCCGGGCGUACCAAAUCAUGGUCGGGGCCAACUACAUGGGAGGCAAGAGAAACGCCGCCCGCGCGCGCACGAACGACACGACUGCACGAACUCAGAAGAAGCAUUUCAGCCGGCAGCGGUUCCUUGCCAAAGGGGUUGGAGGCGGAACCGGUGCGGUCAGUGCGCCUUCGUACGGCCCCCGCGCGACAAUCGAGGACAUCGCGCUCUCGCAUGCACGGAAAGCGCGUGGGGAUCGAGUAACAGGCGGUGAGCUGGAGCCUGCAGAGACGCCUAAGCCCCUCCCUGCUCGGGACACGCAUAUACGCACCGGAGGACGCGAACGGUCCCGCACAUCGAGCAGCACGCAUUCCGCGGCGUCGAGCUCCCGGCUGAUCACAGCGCUCGACACAUUCGAACCAACGGCCAUGCGGGCGGCCAUAACCCGGAUCCUGUCGAUCCCCGACCUCGCGGGUCUCGCGCAGCAGAAGCCGCACCGGCUGCUGGACUCACCAACUCGGAUACAGGGGCGCCGCCAGCCCGGGAAGCGCAUCCGCAAGGCCUCUCCGGCGCCUCCGACCCGUACACAGGAUGGUGGCACUGCGGCGAGAGGAGGGCAGGUGAAGCGCCGACGCUCUUCAGACGCAUCUGGACACUGGGGCGAUGGCGACCAGGAAGCGCCCGAGCCCUGUAUCGACAUGUUCUCAAGUGUGCCAGAUGGGCCGAGAGUGCCUCACACCUACGAAGUGAAUGUGUCACUUCCGGAGCAUGACGAUGAGCCACCCGAGGAGGACUUCAUCCCUGUCGAGUUUUCCGAUGACGACGCGGACGAAAAUGAAAUCCGUCUCUGCGGUUGGGAUGUGCGGUCCCAGCGGAGUGCUACCGAAUCGACACUCAAUCAGCGUGCUGGUCUCUCGGAAUCGAGUUCGAGCGAUCUAUCUCUCUCGACGCCCGGCGUUCCUCAGCCGCCAGCAAGUAGUCCACCUCUCGUCAAGAUGGCUUCGUCUCCUCUGGAAGCAACCCGAACGGAACCUGUCGCUCUUCUCAGACCCUGCGUCCUGCUAACUUCCUGCACCUAUGGCCUCAACGACCACGGGCCCGAAUCUGUUGAGCGACUGCAAGAUAAUCUGUACAGCUACAGAGAUCCAUGGAGAGCUGUUGGUGUGAUGCUCGGACUGGAAGAGGAGAACGGGACGAACAUGGCGCUCGAGCCGCUCAGCUUACGAGACGAUAUACUCGAGGCGCACGGCUACCGAAGUUCUUCCGAUGCUUUGCAAGAUCCUGGCGCUGCUCUUCUAUCAUCGACCCCUGUCUCGCCGAAGCCAUCUUCCGCCCUUCAGGGUGAAGAUGAACCUGCUGCUAGUCUUGUGCAUCAAGCAGACCCCUGGAACUUCUCCUCGCCUUCUGCAACUACAAGAAUCUGCAAGAGCUCGCCACCUCGCGCAAAACCCGAGUAUCAAGUCCACGAACGACUCAAGUUCACCAAGUUUCCUGUGCAAGACGCGCUGAAAGCCAACCGUGAUGCAGUCUGCGCUCUACUGUACAAAACGACGCCUACCAGCCCGAAUCAUCAAGUCUUGUCCCUCAUUGAUGUCCGCAGCACUCGGGUACCACUAUCCAGAGUGGAUCUGCUUGAAAGUCGGUCUCCGCUUACGUUUGCCCUCGACGAACGACCGAAUAUUGUGCCCAACAUGUCCGAGGUGGUCAGUACGCUAUCGUUCGACCCACCGGGAGAGUCCAUAGCGGCAAUGAGCCGGAUGGACGCGGUCGAGACUUAUCCUGUGGAAGAGAGCAAGUGGGCUUUGGACUUCGUCCCGGUCCCUCUGAUGCCCGAGCGCUUCUUUGGUGAACUCAACUUGCUAGAGGACGGACAGGAGGCCGACACAGCCGAGUGGUGGCGGUCUAGUGAUCAGGGAGCAGUGAUCCAAUGUCAUUUGUAAUGAAGAAGCUAUUGAUAUUUCUGAGACCCUCCUCCCUCGACCGUGGAUCGAUCAGAUGAACUGUAUCCUUUGACACGAAUGUCGUACGCAUAACCUUUUCUACCAGGCUGGUCGUGUGGUCCCUCGAAGUGGAGCUCCGAC